AUGGCCGGACGUCGACCCUCCGAGACCAGUGCUCUUCUCAACGACCAUGGGAUUGAUGACUUCCGAAAGUCUAUUGAACAGAUCGACCAGAGAAUAUACGGCACGACUGAUGAGGAGGACUCUGCAAUUUUAAGAGGUCCCGAGCUUGAGACGACAUGGAAAACAGAAACCAAGCUUCUGGCUCGAUAUUCCGGUCCGCUGAUGUUGACUUACAUCUUGCAAUACUCUUUUAGCUUGGUCACAGUCUACGUUGCUGGACGUCUCGGGACCAAGGAAUUGGGAGCAGCCUCCCUAGCCACAAUGACAGCCAAUAUUACGGGACUGUGUGUCUAUGAGGGACUCGCAACCAGCCUUGACACCUUAACCUCGCAGGCAUUUGGGAACGACAAGAAACAUUUGGUUGGUCUCCAUGUUCAACGCAUGAGUCUUCUGGUUUGUGUAGUCACCAUUCCAAUCGGCGCCAUCUGGAUUUGUUCUCCUUGGAUCCUGUCAGCUAUCGUGCCCGAAAAAGACGAAGCUCUCCUGGCUGGUAAUUUCAUGCGCAUCUACUUGGCUGGUGCUCCUGCUUGGGCCAUAUUUGAAGCCGGAAAGCGCCUGUGCCAGGCCCAGGGUGAUUUUACCGCCUCCCUCGUGGUUGUCAUGGUCUGCGCUCCUCUGAACAUCCUUUGGAAUUGGCUCCUGGUCUUCCAUUUCAAUCUGGGCUUUGCGGGUGCCGCUUGGGCCGUGGUCAUCUCUAAUAACCUCCAACCGAUUGUCCUGGCCCUGUACGUCGCCUAUAUUGCCCCCUCCAACUUACAAUGUUGGCCAGGCUUGGAUCUGCGACGAGCAUGCCAGCACUGGGGUCCGAUGAUCAAAUUAGCCAUCCCCGGAGUCCUCAUGACCUUGUCGGAGUGGUUUGCCUUCGAUAUCCUCACGAUCGCUGCUGGUUAUCUGAGCGAACCGGACCUUGCAGCUCAGUCCGUGCUAAUGACGGUGGUUGUUACCAUGUAUCAUAUUCCGUUUCCUAUCUCCAUUGCAGCCUCGACAAGAUUCGGCAAUCUCAUUGGGUAUGGUGCUUUGGAAGCUGCGCGGAAGGCUUGGAAGACGCACUAUCUAAUCUUUCUGUGCAUUGGGAUAUUUGAUGUUAUCUUGUUGACGUCUUGCCGACACGUCAUCGCAGCUAUAUUCACCACGGAUGAGGCUGUGAGAGCAAUCAUCACAACCGUUAUGCCAAUAACUGCAGCGGCUCAACUUUUUGAUGCGCUCCUAGCGAUCUCAAAUGCUCUUUUGCGUGGCUUGGGGAGACAAAAAGUUGGGGGUUGGGUUAAUCUAGGAGUCUACUACCUAUUCGCACUUCCCUUGUCAUUCUCCUUGUGUUUCGGUCCGCCUCAGAUGGGCCUAAGCGGUAUGUGGAUCGGUCCAUGCACAGGACUCGGCUGCGCAACACUCAUCAUGGCCACGUACAUGCGGUUGACCGACUGGCAAAAAGCUGUCGAAGAUGCACGAGCACGGGAGGAGUAG
Fonsecaea multimorphosa CBS 102226 is the source of this 1500-nucleotide messenger RNA. RefSeq lists its product as uncharacterized. Gene Ontology annotation, cellular component: membrane. The coding region runs from base 1 to 1500 and encodes 499 amino acids. NCBI's taxonomy places the organism in Eukaryota, Fungi, Ascomycota, Eurotiomycetes, Chaetothyriales, Herpotrichiellaceae. The transcript has a single exon. The record is from RefSeq and is a predicted model, not a curated record. Gene Ontology annotation, biological process: xenobiotic detoxification by transmembrane export across the plasma membrane. Gene Ontology annotation, molecular function: xenobiotic transmembrane transporter activity; antiporter activity.